UAGCGCGGUCGUAAAACAAGCGUCGGGAGCCGCGCGGCUGCAGCGGCUGCAGCGAUGCCGGGAGUAACCAAGUACAAUCUAGUGGAUGACGCGCACGAUCUGAGGGUCCCCAUGCACAACGAGGAGGUGUUUAAACAUGGGGUCAGCUUCGAGGCAAAGUACAUCGGCAGCUUAGAGGUGGGUCGCCCUGGCAGCCGAAUGGAAAUUGUCGCCGCAAUGAGGAGAAUCAGAUAUGAAUUCAAACUGAAGAACAUCAAGAAGAAGAAGGUCAACAUUGUUGUAUCUACCGACAGUGUCAAAGUGAUCCUACGCAAAAAGAAGAAGAGAAAAGGAUGGUCAUGGGAUGAGAAUACCAUCUUGGUGACACAGGAUCCCAUCCACAGGAUCUUUUACGUGUCACACGACGCUCAAGACCUGAAGAUUUUCAGUUACAUCGCGCGAGAUGGACAGAGCAACAUUUUUCGGUGCAAUGUGUUCAAGUCGAAGAGGAAGUCUCAGGCCAUGAGGAUUGUGCGGACGGUGGGUCAGGCGUUUGACGUGUGUCACCAGAUGACCCUGGACCAGAAAACUGAUGAUGAUGAUGAGGAUGAGGAGGAUGAGGGGAAGGCUGGGGAGCUAGAAGGAGCACCAGCAAAGAAGAGAUCUGCGCCGUCUGAGGAGACGGACCUUGAAGCCACCACGGAGGAGAGCAUUGAGUACGGCUCUUCAUCAGACCCAGAGAAGAGCAGAAGGGAUGAAGGCCUCAGUACGGAUGAAAAGGUGUCCGACGAGCCUCCUCUCCUGCUGAGCUCUCCCCUCCUCGGCGCCUCGGCUUCAGGCGGGUCUGCAGCAGAGGCGUCCUGCUCUGCAGAACUCCAGCUGCAGCUCCUUGAGAAGCAGCUGCAGCAGCAGGAAAUGCAAGGACAGGCAGCUUCAGCACAGAUACACGUGCUCCAGGAGCAGCUGUCCGUGGAGAUGUGUGCGCGGACCGAGGCCCAGGCCAGGGUGCAGAGGCUCCUGCAGCAGAACACGGACCUUCUGCAGCACAUUUCCCUCUUAGUCAAGCAGAUCCAGGAGCUGGAACUCAAAUCCGCUGGCCAGUUGUCAUCGAUGGGAUCCCAAGACAGUCUUCUGGAAAUAACCUUCCGUGCCAAGCCCCCCAUCACGCCCUGCCCGUCCCUCACUCCCUCUUCGUCUGCGGGCCCACUAGCAGCUCAGCCCCAGCUGCAGAUCAGCGAUGCUGCUUGGAUGUCUGCUCUGCCGGGGCCGUGCUCUCCAGGCACGUCAGAGCCCAGCACCACUCCUCUGGGCCUGAGCGGGAGCGGAGUCCGACUCGAGUGCUUUCGCUUCUCAACGGUGGGGUCAGAGAUGCAGGGGCCGGGGGGCCAGGACGCGGGAGAGUCUCCCAGCGACGAAAGCUCACCGCUGGGGGAUCAGGUCCUGGGAGCCCUGGAGCUGCUUCGUUUCAGAGAGUCGGGGAUCGGAUCCGAGUACGAGUCAAACACUGAUGAGAGCGAUGACCGGGACAGCUGGGGACAAGGGGAAGUGCUGGGCGUGGAUGCUGCGGCACGCCUCCUGAAUGUGCUGGAUGCAGAGAGCCUGCCGGACUGCUUGGGUGAUGAGAUGCCUGUUUAACGGUGUUGUUAAAGCUGCACGAGGCAUCUUUCACCUAAUAGAGCACCUCAAGGGAGCCAGGUGACAUUCAGAAGCCGAGGAACUUCUU
Molecule: messenger RNA, 1702 nt
Organism: Cololabis saira (Pacific saury)
Lineage: Eukaryota; Metazoa; Chordata; Actinopteri; Beloniformes; Belonidae
Product: carboxyl-terminal PDZ ligand of neuronal nitric oxide synthase protein-like
Exons: 10
Coding region: 55-1614 (519 amino acids)
Molecular function (GO): nitric-oxide synthase binding
Source: RefSeq, a predicted model, not a curated record